CGCACGGACGGAGCCCACAGCGGCCCAGAGGCGGAGGACCUGAGCAGGCAGCCGCGGGCGACCCCGAGUCGAGUCCCGCAGCUAUGGCCCUGAGCGAGCUGGCGCUGCUGCGCUGGCUGCAGGAGAGGCGCCACUCGCGGAAGCUCAUCCUCUUCAUCGUGUUCCUCGCGCUGCUGCUGGACAACAUGCUGCUCACCGUCGUGGUCCCUAUCAUCCCGAGUUACCUGUACAGCAUUGAGCAUGAGAAUGCUACAGACACCCAGACCUCCAGGCCGGCACUCACGGCCUCCACUGGGGACAGCUUCCGGAACAUCUUCUCCUAUUACGACAAUUCUACCUUGGUCACCGGGAACGUCACCAGAGACCUGCAGCAGGGGCAGCUGCGUAAGGCCACCACACCACACAUGGUGACCAACACGUCCUCUGCCCCUUCUGACUGUCCCAGUGAACAAAAAGACCUCCUGAAUGAAAACGUGCAGGUUGGCCUGUUGUUUGCUUCGAAAGCCACUGUCCAGCUCCUCACCAACCCUUUCAUAGGACUGCUGACCAACAGAAUUGGCUACCCAAUUCCCAUGUUUGCAGGAUUCUGCAUCAUGUUUGUCUCAACAAUUAUGUUUGCCUUCUCCAGCAGCUAUGCUUUCCUACUGAUCGCCAGGUCGCUGCAGGGCAUCGGCUCCUCCUGCUCGUCUGUAGCUGGGAUGGGCAUGCUUGCCAGCGUGUACACAGAUGAUGAAGAGAGAGGCAACGCCAUGGGGAUCGCUUUGGGAGGCCUGGCCCUGGGGGUCCUAGUGGGUCCCCCCUUUGGAAGCGUGCUGUACGAGUUUGUGGGGAAGACGGCUCCGUUCCUGGUGCUGGCCACCUUGGUGCUCUUGGACGGAGCUAUUCAGCUCUUUGUGCUCCAGCCUUCCCGGGUGCAGCCAGAGAGUCAGAAGGGGACGCCCCUCAUGACCCUGCUGAAGGACCCCUACAUCCUCAUUGCCGCAGGCUCCAUCUGCUUUGCCAAUAUGGGGAUCGCCAUGCUGGAGCCGGCCCUGCCUAUCUGGAUGAUGGAGACCAUGUGUUCCCGAAAGUGGCAGCUCGGCAUUGCCUUCUUACCAGCGAGCAUCUCUUAUCUCAUUGGAACCAAUAUUUUUGGGAUACUUGCGCACAAAAUGGGGAGGUGGCUUUGUUCUCUUCUAGGAAUGAUAAUUGUUGGAAUCAGCAUUUUAUGUAUUCCUUUUGCAAAAAAUAUUUAUGGGCUUAUAGCUCCGAACUUUGGAGUUGGUUUUGCAAUUGGAAUGGUGGACUCGUCCAUGAUGCCUAUCAUGGGCUACCUUGUGGACCUGCGGCACGUGUCCGUCUAUGGCAGCGUGUAUGCCAUUGCAGACGUGGCGUUCUGUAUGGGAUACGCUAUAGGUCCUUCUGCUGGUGGUGCUAUCGCAAAGGCAAUUGGAUUUCCGUGGCUCAUGACAAUUAUUGGGAUAAUUGAUAUUCUUUUUGCUCCUCUCUGCUUUUUUCUUCGAAGUCCACCUGCCAAGGAGGAAAAAAUGGCUAUCCUCAUGGAUCACAACUGCCCUAUUAAAACAAAAAUGUACACUCAGAAUAAUAUCCAGUCAUAUCCAGUAGGUGAUGAUGAAGAAUCUGAAAGUGACUGAGACCCUCCAAAGUCAUCCAAGUAUUUAAUUGUGUAAAACAGUGUUUCCAGUGAAAUGACUCAUCCAGACCUAUCUUAGUCAUAUCAUCCAUCCCUGGUUAAAGAGGAAAACAACCAAAGGUCAUUAUUCUUUUCCAUGGUUAUGAUCGAUUGCCAACAGCCUUAUAAAGAAAAAGAAGCUUUUCUAGGGGUUUGUAUAAAUAGUGUUGAAACUUUAUUUUAUGUAUUUGAUUUUAUUAAAUAUUAUACAAUAUAUUUUGACGAAACAGGUAUAGUGUAAAUCUAUAAAUAUUUGAAUCCAAAUCAAAUAUAAUUUUUUAACUUACAUUCAUGAACACUUGGGCAAAAAUCUUGUCUUUUUUCUGAAUAUUGGUAAUGAGUGUUUAAAACUAAAGCACACAUUAUCUCUGAGACUCUUCUAACAAAGAGAAACUAGAAGGAAAUCUGAAAAACAGAAUCAAGUAAGACAGCAUGUUAUAUAGUCACCCUGAAUGAGUGUAGUUAUUAUCAAUACAGACAUGAGUUAAAAGCUAGUUAUCGCAAGUAUAGAGGACAAGCACUUGAGUCAGUCACUUUCUGGAUUUAUCCAUAAAUCUUAAAUGGCAUUAGUUUUCUAUGUAAUCCCGUACCUGGAAAGAGACGGUUGUAAAUUAUGUUUACAUGUCAUGUGGUUGGCAGCUGACAUAAAGCCAACUAGGAGAAAACAGUAAAUGUUCUGAAAGCAGAGAGAAGUACUCAGACCUAUAGUUUUGAACUAGCAGCUUUCCCUUUAAGAUAUUUGAUUCUUAGCGGAUGAAAGACAGUUGAGGGUGUAGUAUGUAACACGGUCAACUUUGUUUGUUAAACAGAGUUUAUCAACACCUAGUUCAAGUUUUAGAAAAAGAAACUGAAUGGGCUAAUGGCUGCUCUGCCUUGGAAAAUUAGACUGUAUUAUCAGAGACCUGUUUGUAGGUUAUCCAAGUGUUUUCCAGGGAUCUAUUAAUUUUAGGUUCUAAAAUUAUUUUUAGACUUCCUGAAAAUUGUUUACAUCACUAUGAAAACAAACUUUUAACAAGGAUGGGAGGAAUACAAUUGUUUAUGUUUAGGGGAACAGGUUUAAAAAAAAAAAAAAAGAGUGGUGAGGACCUCAUCUCUUUUCACAGGCAGAAAAGAAAAACCAAACAUCUGAAAUAUGUGUUAAUGUGUCAUCUAGUGGGCAGUGUAGUUUUUCUAGGCAUGAAAACAUUGAUGUGCCUUUUCAGUGCAACAGCAAAUACCAUUAGUGAACAGUGUUUUUGUUGUUUUGUAUGAGAUAUGACUGGAGUGUGAAGAUGUCUCCAGUGAUACUUGUUAAUUCUGCAGUUCUGUCAUCAUAAACCAAAAUUGUUGAAUGUCCGUUUUGUUAAGCUAGAAUUGUGUUUGUGUUAACUUGGACAUCAAGGAGCAAAGAACUUUAGAACAAAGACUCCUCAAUGUUAAGACUAUUUCUUACUCUCUAGGAAAGUAGCUAAUAAUUUUUUCUGCUUCAUAAAGCUUUUGUGUGUGGCUUCCAUGAUUUGGAGUCUGGUUUCCAAGUGCAGUGUGCUGAAAGCAAACAAGCUUCCUACUCACUUAUUUGCACUGGAUAACUUAACACAAGUCGGCUAUUUUGCAAGAUGGCACUGGAGGAACUCUUAAUAUGGCUAAAAUAAAAAGGCAGGGUAGUUUCUACUUGUAUAGGGGAGAGCCUUAACAAAGAAGAUGGUAUCACUUGGUUCUUUUUAAGGGUUUCUGAUUCUCCUUGCCCCAAAUACAAUUUUCUGUUUGCCUUUAAGAUUCAGCUUCUGUAUGAAUGACUGGCAGAAGCAGGCCUGCUAUUGAUCCCUUGGGAUAAACUAUGUAUGAAUUUUUCAGAACUGUUUUGGGAGCAAAGGAUAGGUUGUAUCUGAGGAGAAAAGGUCUUAUAUGACUAAUAUUCUGAGUUAGCAGGUCCAAAAAAAAUUUUUUUUUAAAUGUGUGUAUCAGAACAUAGAACAUACAGCAAUCUGAACAUGUACUUUUUGAACAGAGGUGGUUUUUAUGUUUGUACCUGGUAAUACCAACGAGGUAGCACUGAAUAUUGAACUUUUUCCUUUGACUGCUAAGUAUAUCUGUCCAGUCAUGUCUGAGCUAGUUUACUUAAUAAAACUUCUCAACAAUGGAUUGGGCCAGUUUGUGUUCCUAUAUAUAAACCAGACCUAGGUGCUGGAAUAAAGUUAUCUAAGGUGAUAUCAUUUUGACUGUGGAUAUUUAAUUUAAAACUAUUCUGUGCUUGCAGGCAUCAAGUAAAACUACGGAAGGUUAGUUUGACCGUAUGUUUUCGCUUUCCAGAAUUGUUUUUAGAUUGAAAUAUGUAAUGAGGGCGGCGCCUGUGGCUCAGUGAGUAGGGCGCCGGCCCCAUAUGCCGAGGGUGGCGGGUUCAAGCCCAGCCCCAGCCAAACUGCAACAACAACAAAAAAAAUAGCCGGGCGUUGUGGCGCGCGCCUGUAGUCCCAGCUGCUCGGGAGGCUGAGGCAAGAGAAUCGCGUAAGCCCAAGAGUUAGAGGUUGCUGUGAGCCGCAUGACACCACGGCACUCUACCCGAGGGCGGUACAGUGAGACUGUCUCUACAAAAAAAAAAGAAAUAUGUAACGAGCCACACUAUGUCAAGUGGAAAAUACCAGUAAGUCAUCGUUGCAUCUGUAAACUUAUUGUUGUCCUGAUUGUUUUGAACAUGUAAACCGUAUUUGAAAAAGUAACAUCCAACCAUCUGACAUUAUAGUGCUUAGCCUGGUUUCUGUAAAACCUUUGGAAUUAGGGACAUUCUGAAUGGUGUACAUGUAUAUAUCUUCCAGAGAUAAAAGCCCACAGCUUUAGAUCUUAAAGGGGAGCAUGACUUAAAAGGGAUUGGGGGGACCUCCCACUCUUUUUUUGGUAAGGAAAGCUAUCAUCUCAAUUAAUAAAUAAUAUAUUUUUAGUGAGUUAAAAUUUACUCUAAAACUUUUAGAGGACUUAAUACUUUAUUCUUUAUUAUAUUACUAUUAGUAAGGGCCAAAUAUUUUGAAAUUGCUUUUAAAAAAUCCAGAUGUACUUAAAUUUCGAAUUUGACAGAACCUCCAAAAUUGUAAAGUUGUAUGUUCUCCUCCCAGAGUCACAAAAUAUCCACACAGUACUUCAACAUCAUAUGUCAAUAUAUGAUAUUGAAGAACCUAAGGCUUGCCAUGAGGAAAUGUAGCCUAUUAGUUAUGACUGCUAAAAUGUUGCUCAGCUUGACUGUCCAACUAGCCCAUCCAUCUAAAUGCCAAUGUGAAAAAUACACUUUAAAUAAUCUAAUUACUAAUAUAUACCAGAGGCAAACCUAUACAUUUGAUAAUCCACAAGUUAAGGAAAUAAUAGUAAAAAAAUUAACACU
This is a messenger RNA of Nycticebus coucang (slow loris), 5021 nucleotides long. It is a transcript of the gene SLC18A2, whose product is annotated as solute carrier family 18 member A2. Gene Ontology annotation, biological process: xenobiotic transport; transmembrane transport; aminergic neurotransmitter loading into synaptic vesicle. NCBI's taxonomy places the organism in Eukaryota, Metazoa, Chordata, Mammalia, Primates, Lorisidae. Gene Ontology annotation, cellular component: terminal bouton; synaptic vesicle membrane. The transcript is spliced from 16 exons. Gene Ontology annotation, molecular function: xenobiotic transmembrane transporter activity; serotonin:sodium:chloride symporter activity. The record is from RefSeq and is a predicted model, not a curated record. The coding region runs from base 84 to 1634 and encodes 516 amino acids.